Messenger RNA from Adineta steineri, 1416 nucleotides. Lineage: Eukaryota; Metazoa; Rotifera; Eurotatoria; Adinetida; Adinetidae. The record is from the annotation of a GenBank genome assembly.
AUGGCAAUGGCAAAUAACAAGACACAAUGUUUUACAUGUAAUAAGGAAAAAAUCACAUAUCCUUGUAAAGGAUGUUCAAAAGAAUUUUGUUUAAUUCAUUUAACGGAACAUCAACAAAUAUUAAAUGAAGAAUUAAAUCAUAUUACUAAUGAAUAUAAUGAAUUUAAACAAAGAAUUAAUGAACAAAAACAAAAUCCACAAAAUGAUUUAUUAAUAAACCAAAUCGAUCAAUGGGAAAGAAAUUCAAUUGAAGAAAUUCAACAAAAAGCAAAAGAUUAUAGAAAAAUUGUCAUUGAAUAUUUACCAACAUUCUUUAAUAAUAUUGAAAUGAAAUUUAAUGAUUUAAAUGAACAAAUAAAACAAAUUCAUGCCGAAAAUGACUUUAAUGAAAUAAAUUUAAAUUAUUUAAAAAAUCAAUUAAUAGAAAUUACAAAAGAAUUAAAUAAUUCAUCAAAUCUAUCAAUUCAACAAGAAUCACAAUCAUUUAUUAAUGAAAUUUCAAUUAUUUUAGAAAAAAAAUCAAAAUUCAACAAAUGGAAACAAAAUGCCAUCACUGUAGCUGCUGGCAAUAGAUGCGGACAAAAACUAAAUCAACUCAAUCUCCCUGACGGGAUCUUUAUUGAUAAAAACAAAAAUAUUUUCAUUGCUGAUUGUGAUAAUGAUCGUAUUGUUGAAUGGAAAUGUAAUGCAAAGCAAGGGCAGAUCAUUGCAGGUGGAAAUGGACAAGGAAACCGAAUGGAUCAAUUGUGUCUACCAACAGAUGUGAUUGUUGACCAACAAGAUCAUUCGAUCAUCAUUGCUGAUCGUGGAAACAAACGAGCAAUUCGAUGGUUGAAUCAAAAUCAACAAAUUCUCAUUAAUCAUAUUUGCUGUUAUGGCUUGGCAAUGGAUAAAUAUGGAUUUCUUUAUGUUACUAACACUGAGAAGGAUGAAGUAAGACGAUGGAAAAUGGGUGAAUAUAACAAUGAAGGAAUUGUAGUAGCAGGUGGACAUGGAAGAGGAGAUCAACUUAAUCAACUCAAUUAUCCUAAUUUUAUCUUUGUCGAUGAAGAACAAUCUGUUUAUGUAUCAGAUCGAAACAAUGAUCGUGUGAUGAAAUGGAAAAAAGAUGCAAAAGAAGGAAAAAUUGCAGCUGGAGGAAAUGGUUAUGGGGCAAAUCUCAAUCAAUUGUUUCAUCCCCAAGGAGUGAUUGUUGAUGACUUGGGUCAAAUCUAUGUAGCAGAUUGUUGGAAUGAUCGAGUAAUGCGUUGGUGUGAAGGAAAAGGGGAAGGUGAAAUUGUUAUUGGUGGAAAUGGAAAAGGAAAUCAAUCAAAUCAAUUGAAUCGUCCGUGUGGUUUAUCUUUUGAUGAUGAAGGAAAUCUUUAUGUUGUUGAUUGUUUUAAUCAUCGAACUGAGAAAUUUGAAACAAUAUUAUGA